Molecule: messenger RNA, 1345 nt
Organism: Vanessa atalanta (red admiral)
Lineage: Eukaryota; Metazoa; Arthropoda; Insecta; Lepidoptera; Nymphalidae
Exons: 5
Coding region: 165-1319 (384 amino acids)
Source: RefSeq, a predicted model, not a curated record
CUGUUAAGUUUAAUUUAUGUUCACGUGAAGUCGUGAACCUAUUUAUUUUACUUGUAUAUUUGCAUAUGAAUAGUUUACUAUUUAAGUUUCAUAACAAAAUAUAUGUCUGUAAUAGAUGUAUUAAUGAUUUAUAACCUUGUGCCUUAAAUUAAUAAUUUUCUACCAUGGAGGACACGGACCUAUUAGCACGUUUUGAAAAUGUUGAAGAUUUAAGUGAUCCCACUUUAAUUGAUGAUUUACAAAUGGUCUUAGAGCAAAUUCAAGCCGAAGACGAGGAAUUUAUGCAGAUACUCUUAGAUAAAAUAGAAAGCAUGGUUAUUACUUGGGAACAACCCUGGUAUCAAGAGCCAAACUGCCUCACUAGACCUCUUAAAGUAAAAGAUGAUGAUGUAUCUCAAGAUUAUCGAACAGAUACCAUAUGCUCUGAAGAAAGAGAAUUAAUAUCUAAAAAUUGGAAAGACUUUCGAAAGACUUAUGGUGUUCCAAAUAAACCCGCAUGUCUGGCACGAUGGAGAAAUAAAGAUAAAUCACGCCACCCUAAUACACCAGAAGAGUUAGUGAGAAGAUUUGUUAUGGCUUAUCUAGCAAGAGGCUUAAACAGAACUAUUUAUCAAGUAUACAAAUUCUUUAUAACCCAUUAUGGCAAUAGAUUCAAAGGGCGAUAUUCUGUAUAUGAAGAGAAAAUUAUGCUUGUUUGUAUGUACCACAAUCCCAAAAAUGUAGUUCCAUAUUUGUCAGCUGUUCUUGGACGUGAACCAAGGGGAAUUUAUAAAAAACUUCUUCAACUUAGUAAUGGAAAAAAAACUGAGAGGAACAAUUUUAAAUGGACAUUGCCCUUGUGCACAAAAUUUUUAAAACUUAUGAUGAAAUACACUGGAGAGCCACUAGAAAAUUUGCAAAACAAAAGGUUUGGAACGUCAAUAUGGGUACAACUUGAAGAAGCUAUGGGAAAAGAACAUAUAUGCUUACAAAUGUUUUGGUACAACAGUUUGCAUGUCCAACUAUUCGUUAGAUGUGAUAUAAAAAUCAAUAAACUUCGAAAGAAAAUUUUGAAAAAAUUAAAACUUUAUCCUUAUAAAAUUUGGUCUGACAUUCGAUGGAAAGAAAUUCUCAAACAUUUUCCCGAUGGCUUCACUCAUGGUUUCUUGUAUAAGACCACUUCAAAUAUUUUUAGAAAAUACAAAGAUUAUCGUCAAACUCCCUUAGAAAAACUAAUAGAUUAUGGUCUGAAAAGGAUUAAAACAAUGCCCAACAAAAGAUUGAAAACAUUAAUAUUAAAUGAAAAACAAGAACUAGAAAUAAUUAAUUAUAAAAAGUAAGUUGUUUUCAAUUACAUUAAUAAAGU